Messenger RNA from Ochotona princeps (American pika), 890 nucleotides. RefSeq names its product RAD52 motif containing 1 (gene RDM1). The record is from RefSeq and is a predicted model, not a curated record. Gene Ontology annotation, cellular component: nucleolus. NCBI's taxonomy places the organism in Eukaryota, Metazoa, Chordata, Mammalia, Lagomorpha, Ochotonidae. Gene Ontology annotation, molecular function: RNA binding. The coding region runs from base 61 to 849 and encodes 262 amino acids. The transcript is spliced from 6 exons.
CGGCCGUGCGCAGGCGCAGCACGGCUUGAGCCUCGGCCGCGCAGGCGCAGUGGCGAGAGGAUGGCAGAGGUGGUGCGUUUUGCAGUUCCCACUGAGAAUGACAAGACCUUGCUGGUGUGGGAGCUGAGCUGGGGACUCACGGCCGAGGACUUGCAUCGCUCUCUUUUUGCAGCGUUCUCCCAGUUCGGCCUUCUGUAUUCGGUCCGGGUCUUCCCCAAUGCCGCCGUGGCUGGGCCUGGCUUCUAUGCCAUCGUCAAGUUUUAUUCCUCGAGGGACGCCCGCCGAGCGCAAGCCGCGUGUGACCAGAAGCAGCUCUUCCAGGAUGCUCCCGUGAAGGUUCGUCUUGGCACCAGACACAAGGCAGUUCCACAUCAGAUGCUUGCCCUCAAUAGCUCCCGAUGCCAAGAACUGGCAAAUUACUACUUUGGUUUCAAUGGUUGGUCCAAAAGGAUCAUCAAGCUUCAGGAGCUUUCUGACCUUGAAGAAAGGGAAAAUGAAGAUACAGCAGGCCAACAUGCAAAACAAAGCUUGAAGUUCUUCUGUGCUUUGGAAGUGGUGUUGCCCGCGUAUGAGUGCAGGAGUCUUGGAGCUGGUGUGGCAGAGGAAGCCCUGGACACACUGCAAGAGGAGGGCUCUCUGUUGGUGCUUAUGAAGAGGAAGACAGCCCAGAACCUGGCCAUCCAGAAGGCUUUGUUGGAUGCUUUCCAGAAACUGUCAAUUGUGGUUUUAGAAAGUGGUAAAAUAGCUGUGGAGUACAGACCCAGUGAAGAGCUCAUAGAUACCGGAAGUGAAGAAGAAUUACAGAAUUUAAUUCAAGUAUGCGAAGAUGAAAGUUCAAGGGUUACAUAGCCCUGUCUGCUACAGCCCCCGCCUGCACUGCCCAAGGCACC